Messenger RNA from Adineta ricciae, 999 nucleotides. The record is from the annotation of a GenBank genome assembly. NCBI's taxonomy places the organism in Eukaryota, Metazoa, Rotifera, Eurotatoria, Adinetida, Adinetidae.
AUGUCUACUUCCGUAUUACCAACAAUUCAAAGUCGUAUUAAUUCUUACGGAUACCCAAUUGCAUUAAUCUUGGGAAAUCUUGGCAAUUUUCUAAUUGUAAUCUUGUUUAGUCGACACCGUCAAAACACAUGUUCAAUUUAUUUGAUUUGUUCGACUGUUGCGAACGAUUUGUAUUUAACAUUCAACAGUCUGGUCCAAAUCUAUCCAUUUUCGUAUGCGGAUGAAAACACGCGUGCUUAUGCUUUGUGCAAAAUACGUUUUUACGUUUCAAAUGUUCUUGGACAAAUUGCAAAGACAAUUAUUAUUUUAACAUGUAUCGAUCGAUAUCUGUUCACAAGUCAACAGGCAACAUUUCGAGCAUUCAGUACACCCAAACGAGCGAAAUGCUUAAUCCUUGUAACUAUUCUUUCCUGGCCAUUGCUUGCCAGUCAUAUUGCUAUAAUGACAACUUUAUCCAACGGACAAUGCGGAACAUUCGGCAUUUAUUCACUAAUUUACACAAGUUACACAAUUGUAUUCGUUGGAUUCCUCCCGCCAAUGAUACUGAGUGUUAUAGGAUAUCUCACAUACUGCAAUAUGAAGCAAAUAUACAACCGUGUACAACCGGGUUCAACAAAUCAUAAUCAAACGAAUCUUGUCAUUCGACGACGAGAUCGAGAAUUAUUGAUUAUAGUUAUUAGCGAAGUGUUUGUAUAUGCGAUUUCAACAACAUUCUAUCCAUUGAUUUUAACUGAAAUGACAAUUAGUCGUUAUGUAAUUGCUAAUAAAAGCGUUCAGUAUUCACAAAUUGAAAGUUUAAUAUUCACAAUAUCAUUUAUGUUAUUAUUUGUGAAUAAUGCAGCACCGUUUUACAUUUAUACUAUUGUUUCAAAAUCUUUUCGACACGAUAUAAAACAACUAUUUAUCAAUUCUGGUCGACGACUCAUCGGUAAACCGAUCACUCAACCUGCAACACGAAGAACGGACGCCACACUCUCAAGACGAGAAUAUCAUGUUUGA